GCUGGGUGGGGUGAUGGUUGCCGGGCAACAGUAAACAACAAUAUGGAGAAAGGUGAUUCAACCAUGAUGUUCGCUGCCCACCAGAUGUUCAAGUUUUCCAAUGUCGGUGCCAUUAUCCUGGCAUUUGGGUAAAGCUGCUGGUAAUGCCCAGCAGACCUUCACCACUACGACUGAGAGUAAAUUAACCUUUGCUUCCAGCCCUAUUCUUACCCUUUUAUUGUCUUUCCUUGAGUGAGAACUACUGUAAAUAUUCUAUAAUUCUAUUUUGUUUGCCAAGAUGCCUAUUCAUGUCUCAGACUACACUUGGCAGCAGACCCAUGAAAAGAUCAUUCUGUCACUUGAUCUACAUCAGACGAGUCCUAAAAAUGUGGAUAUUGUAACCACAGACUCCUACCUCAAGGUGAGUUUUUUGCCAUAUAUAUUUGAAGCAUUUUUGUGCCAUAUGAUCAAAUCAGAGCAGAGCACAGCUAGGAUCAUGAAAGGAAGAAUAGAAUUUGAUCUGGCAAAAGAGAACCAGGUGCACUGGAGUAAUUUCUGUCUGAAGUUGAGUCGAGAAGAAAUGCAAAUUAAGAGGCAAGAAGCUAUCAGAGAUUCUGAAGAAAAAGAAAAAUUGAAGGAAAAACUACGGAAAGAGGAGCAUAAUUGGCGGGAAAAAUUUGCCGUGGCACAGCAGAUUUCAGAAGAUGAUAAGACACGAGAAGAACGUAAGAAAUUAAUUGAAAAAGAGAAAAUGGAAUUCUUCAGUGAGCCCAUUAAAGAUAUACUUCCAAAGGAUGAAGUGCCUGCUACUCAGCCCAUUAAGGAUAUCUGUCAGAAGGAUGAAGCAGAAGAUGAUAAGAUCAUACAUGUGCGUCGUCGAAUGAGCAGCACAUGCUCAGAAGAUGGCACAUCUGUUGCACAAGAAAUUGAUUAUGAUGGUGAUGGUGAAGAUAGCAUUUAUUAUUCCUCUACAGAGAACCUUCAUCUUAAGAAUGGUAAAUUUAAGAUUGACAAAGCAGAGAAAGCAAAUCGAAAGCAACGAAAAUCUAGCUCAAUUCGCAAGGCAGCAUUCAAAGAAAUAGAAGGAAAAAAAAAAGAAUUAAAGAAAGUUGAAACGGUUCCACCUGUGCGGCAAAAUUGUACUAUAAAAGUGAAAUACACACCCAGGGCCUUCCAAACGCCAUGCCGAGAAUCUACUCAUACAGAUGAACAGCAGUGGCUCUCCUCUCAGUCUAGUAGCUCUUCAUCUGUAAAGGACAGCACCUUGGAACACAGUGAAGAAUACUACAAGGAUAAAUCAGUGUCUUUGUUUGGCAGUGGAGAUUAUUGUGGGUGUGUAAAUGCAUGUACAGAAGCUUUGAAACUCAACCCAACAUUACCAUCAUUGUACAGCAAUCGAGCAGCUGCUAAUUUGGCACUAAAUAAUUUACAUCACACAAUCAGUGAUUGUGCAAAGGCCCUUGAAUUACUGACUCCUCCAACACAAGACAAUGGGAAAUCACGCUUACUUUGUCAUAUCCGUCGAGGCACAGCAUUUGUUCGCCUUGGUCUUUUGUCUGAGGGUUUAGCUGACUAUCAGGCAGCUCAACAAAUAAGUCCAGAGAAUAAGACUCUACAAAAAGAUGUGGAAAGGAUACAGUCUUUGUUGGCGAAUUCAACAGACUCGGAAGAUUCAGAUGGUGACAGUGGCUGUGAUGAUGGUGUUGGUACAUGAAAACUGCAGCUUUGGUUGUUCACUCAUCCUUUCUAAAAAAAAUUUGUAAAUUACUGCUUUUGAAUAAUGAUUAUGAAUGCUGUGACUGCUUUUACUGCAAAGUAUUUUCUUAGAUAAUGCUAGCUAUGUUUUUCAUUUUAUACCCCUUUUUUUAACUUGCCUAUUGUAUAUAAAGAUCCUCUACCUCAUAGGUUUUUAUAUUAUUAAUAGACUAUGUUCUUCCCAUAUACUUUUAACUAUAAAAUAUUUUAAUUUAUAAAUAUCCAACAACAGUGCAGAAUAUGAUUAUGUAUAGGCAAAUUAACAGCUUCUAUAAUCUGGCAACAAAUUUCCAGCUUGCAAACUGUGGUACAGUAUUAAGAAAAAAAAUUCUGUUGAUUAUGCUAUUUAUAGCUAGGUCAUUGGCACAUAGUCAUCUUGAAGUAAAUAAUGUUAACACUGUAGUGCAUCUCUGUACAGCAAAGUGUCCAGAAGGUACCUUUACCCAUGUUUUCUAUAUUCAACAUUUUAAAAGUACAAUUUGUAUGUCUUCUUCUUUCAACAAACUGGCUAUAUUUCACCGAGGCAGGGUGGCCCAAAAAGAAAAACAAAAAUUUUAUGUAUGAAAAAAAAAAAUGGACAUCCUCUUCAUCAUUAAGCAUUAGUAUCAGUUAGAAGUUUUAAUCAGCACUAGCACUGGAUAUCUAUGAAUUAUUCUGGAUAUUUUUUCCCCACAGCCUAGUCUUGAACCAGGCCUCAGCAUGGAAUGGGAAAUAUUACAAGAAAAUAGGACUAUUAGAAACAUGCAAGAAAAUAAACCUAGGUAUAUACGGAAUGUAAGAAGUGUUUGUAAGAUUUUUCCUUCCAUCUUGUCCAUAAUUGAAAAACAGACCAUUAAUCCUGCAAAAAUGUAAAAUGUAGACUUCUGUUUCACACUCAUGAUAGGAUAUUGGGGGCAAAGGUACUUUAGUUCACCCUGGUUUUGUACUUUACUAAUGGGCUAUUAAAUUGAGUACAGUACUACAUUUUAUUGAUUCCUAGUAAAAAAAAAAGCACAUACAGUUGUUUAUUGCUUUACUGAAUUUAACAAUUAAUAAGUCAUUAUUCUUUUAAAAGUAAUGGAAACUAGUUUCAGUAGAGUAUUACACACAAAAAUAAAUUUUCUUUAUUGAAUAUGAGCUUCCAUAAUUUAUAAUACCUGUACUAUAAUAUGUCCAAAAUAGAAAAUGUCAUCCAGCUAUAUAAGUUUUAAGAUGUACUCUUAAUAUAUACUUUAUUUUCAGUCUUUGAUAAAACUUGUAUUUCUCAAUAAUGCUGCUACUAUAGUUAUGGAAGCAGUACACUUAGAAAGGUGCUCCAUCUUCCAAUGAUGAAUCAUAUUCCAGGCUGGAUUCAAAU
Cherax quadricarinatus is the source of this 3070-nucleotide messenger RNA. Its product is annotated as dynein axonemal assembly factor 4. NCBI's taxonomy places the organism in Eukaryota, Metazoa, Arthropoda, Malacostraca, Decapoda, Parastacidae. Gene Ontology annotation, molecular function: protein binding. The record is from RefSeq and is a predicted model, not a curated record. Gene Ontology annotation, biological process: inner dynein arm assembly; cilium movement; outer dynein arm assembly.